This is a messenger RNA of Malania oleifera, 2264 nucleotides long. Its product is annotated as protein IQ-DOMAIN 14-like. The record is from RefSeq and is a predicted model, not a curated record. Bases 476 to 2074 code for a protein of 532 amino acids. Gene Ontology annotation, molecular function: protein binding. NCBI's taxonomy places the organism in Eukaryota, Viridiplantae, Streptophyta, Magnoliopsida, Santalales, Ximeniaceae. The transcript is spliced from 6 exons.
GUGCAAAGAAAAUAGUCUUCCCAUUGAAGUAAAGUUUGGUUGAAGGUGGAGAUUUUGAGUGUGAAAGAGGCCAACGUCUCUCUCUCUCUCUCUCUCUCUCUCUCUCCAUCAUUCAACCAAAAGAAAAUUAUAAAUCCCACAAAAGGUGAAAGAACCCAAAGGAAGGAAAAAGUAAAUUAAAUUCUGGCUGGAAGGGAGGCGAGCUGGGGGAGCUGCAGAGAAGAACCAGAUUCAAAGUUGUAAAGGGAGAAAAGUAAUUAAAAGAAAAACAUAAACAAACCAAAAUUUUCUAAACAAAUGAAGGAGGUUUCAAGCAUAUGGUAUUGGAAGGGGGAGGUGGGCUAGAGAGAGAGUGAGAGAGACAAAGAAAGAACAGCUACCUCAUCUCUCCUCUGCUUCCUGUCCUUUUGCUUGUAGCAGCUUUCUGGAAAUGCUUUAGAAAUUUUCGUGAGUGGGAAACAGUAAUGCGAGAUAUAUGGGAAAGAAAGGUAGUUGGUUUUCCGCAAUCAAGAGGGUCUUUAUACCCAGCUCCAAAGAGAAGCUAGUCAAUGGAGCAGAGAAGAAAAGCAGAAAAGAAAAAAAGAAGGGGCUAGGAAAACUAAGGAGUGGAGAUGCCACUUCAUUCAUUCCCCGGUUCAGAGAGCCAAGCAGUAUUGAAAAAAUUCUGGGGGAUGCAGAAAGAGAGCAGCAGAAAAAUAUCAUAAAGCCUCCCACACCUUCGGAGCAGCGACCAAAAACGCCACCUUCUGUGCAGCUGCUAGCACAACCUUCUUUGCCUCCGAGGGCUGCCUCUCCAAGGGCUGCCUCUCCAAGAGCUGCCUCUCCAAGGGCUGCCUCUCCUAGGAUUGCCUCUCCUAAGGUUACUUCACCUAGGGGGGUUCAUCACCAUAAGGAGAUUAGCUAUAGACCGUCCCCAACUCUUUGGAAUCACCAUGUUGCAGCUAUCAGAAUCCAAGCAGCCUAUAGAGGUUAUGCGGCUAGGAGGAGCUUUAGGGCUCUUAGGGGCCUUGUGAGGCUCCAAGAAGUGGUCAGAGGAAAUAAUGUGAAGCGCCAGACGAUGAAUGCCAUGAAAUACAUGCAACUAUUAGUGCGGGUUCAAUCUCAGAUUCGGUCACGGAGGAUACAGAUGUUAGAGAACCAGGCCCUUCAACACCAUGCUCUAGGCAAGAACGAUAAGGAAGUGGAGAGUAGCUUGAGCAAAUGGACCUUGAGUCAGACAUCUGAGGCAGGUAACCAGGAAGAAUGGGACGAUAGCUUGCUAACAAAGGAGGAAAUUGAGGCCAGAUUGCAGAAAAAGGUGGAAGCAGUCAUGAAGAGAGAAAGAGCCAUGUCCUAUGCAUAUUCACACCAGCUAUGGAAAGCCACUCCUAAAUCAGCACAAACCAGUCUAAUGGACAUCCGAUCUGGAGGCUUUCCCUGGUGGUGGAACUGGCUAGAACGGCAGCUUCCUCCGGCAAAUACUCCUGAAACUCAACCGACAAAGAACAUCCAGAUGACACCUUCAAGGCCAAACAUGGAGCACAAGCCAAGCCCAAGCCCACGACUUCAUGCAAGCAGCAACUACAAGCAACAAAGCUUUGGAUUUGACAAUCUUGAGUCACCAACGCCAAGGUCCUCAAGAUCACCACUACCUACUAGAAUGAAAAUGGCGCAGACACCCUCACCCUUUAACCGAAUUCCACACAUACAAAGCCCAAGUCUGCAGAGAUUCUCAAAGCCAAGAACAAGUGCAGCAGACUCUAACUUUGAUGCACCAUUGAAGGACGACGAUAGCCUCACGAGCUGCCCACCAUUUCCAGUUCCAAACUACAUGUCUCCAACUGCAUCGGCUAGAGCCAAAGCGAGAGCUUACCCUAGUCACAAAUUGCCAAGUCCAAGUGAUGACCAGAAGAGAAGGCUCUCAUUCCCUUUGACUCCCUCUAAGUGGAGCAAAGGGUCAUUGUUCAAGGAUUCUCCCUCUCACAAGAUGUUAGACAAGCACCAGUCUGCGCAGUCUGUUGGGAAUCUUAGCGUGGAUUCCACUACUUCUUUGCCUGCUGGAUUGGGCAGGAAGCCAUUCAACCGGUUUGUGUGAUUUCCCCCCCUUAGUUUCUUUCUUUUCAUUAACCUUCUGUUUUGUUUUUGGUGUUUACUUUAAAAUGAGUGUAUGGUUAUAUGUAUGGAAUUACAAAAUGCUGAUGUAUAAUAAUAAGUACACAAUAGGAAAUGAUUCUCUGAUUGUAAGAAGAUUUGGGUUUUGGGAGAUAUAUUGCAUUUUUUCACCA